Molecule: messenger RNA, 928 nt
Organism: Sturnus vulgaris (Common starling)
Lineage: Eukaryota; Metazoa; Chordata; Aves; Passeriformes; Sturnidae
Source: RefSeq, a predicted model, not a curated record
CGUUGCCGCGCAGUCAUGGCGGUGCCGAACGGGGCCGGGGCCGCGGCCGGGACGGGCCCGGGGCUGGGCCUGGGGGGCCCGGCGGGGCCCGGGGGCACCGGGGGCGGCCUCAGAGCCGCGGCCGGGCUCUACGAGCAGCUCAAAGGCGAGUGGGGCCGAAAAAGCCCCAACCUGGCCAAGUGCGGGGAGGCCCUGGGCAGGCUCAAGGUCGCUCUGCUGGACCUGAAUUUCCUGCCGACCUCAGGAUCUUCCAUGACCAAGCAGCAGCUGCUCCUGGCCCGGGACAUCCUGGAGAUUGGGGCUCAGUGGAGCAUCCUGAGGAAGGACAUCCCCUCCUUUGAGCGCUACAUGGCACAGCUCAAGUGCUACUACUUCGACUACAAGGAGGAGCUGCCCGAGUCAGCAUCGCGGCACCAGCUGCUGGGGCUGAACCUGCUGUUCCUGCUGUCCCAGAACCGCGUGGCCGAGUUCCACACGGAGCUGGAGCGGCUCCCGGCGCCCGACAUCCAGGGCAACCUGUUCAUCAGGCACCCCGUGUCCCUGGAGCAGUACCUGAUGGAGGGCAGCUACAACAAAGUGUUCCUGGCCAAGGGCAACAUCCCAGCAGAGAGCUACACCUUCUUCAUCGACAUCCUGCUGGACACCAUCAGGGAUGAGAUCGCUGGCUGCAUCGAGGCCGCCUACGAGCGGAUCCUGUUCCCCGAGGCCGCGCGCAUCCUCUUCUUCAGCUCGCCCCGCAAAAUGACCGACUACGCCAAGAAGCGGGGUUGGGUGCUGGGCCCCUCCAACUAUUACAGUUUUGGGGGGCGGCAGCAGAAGGCCGAGGACCCCCCGAUCCCCUCGACAGAAUUGGCCACGCAGGUGAUCGAGUACGCCCGGCAGCUCGAGAUGAUCGUCUGAGGGCACAAAAACUGAAUUUGCCCCUCCA